AGCUGAGCGUGAGGUCCGGGGGACGGUGCACCAAGCUUGUAAACAGACCCUAUGGAGGUGCUGUUAAAGUUUCUGAUGCAGGUGCUGGCCUCUUCAAAGAUGGGGACCAAUAGCUGAAGGUGUCACAGACCCAACAAGCUCCUAAUCCUAGGCUGUGCAGCAACGUAUGGAUGAUAAUCUUCAGGAGGAAGCAGGAAUGAAAGGCAACGCUCUGGGGAGUUCCACUUUUCAUCAGCCCCACAAGUUGACCUCUCAGCAACGAGUGGCUGAAGAAUGUGUCAGCACCCAACCACUAAGGAGCGCUGGAAAAGCCUGCUGUCCCCUAACAUGCCCAUUCAAAGAAGGCAAGAACCGGAAAAAAGCCAAGCUUGCUGGUAGAAGACACACUAGUCCAAGCCUUGCCCCUCCAUUCCCUCCAAUGCUGGAACUACAGGGGAUGUCUUACGGACAAGUCUCCCAGAAUUUGGAUCUCCAAAGCCAGUGUCCUUUCAGUAUGCCACAGUGCAGGAGGACUCCAGAAAAUCCUGAGGCUGCCCAUGCAGCCCCUUACAUGUCUAUCUCUGCCCCUGCCAGACCAGGAGUGGAUUUGUCACAACCCCCGUCAUUGAGUCACCAGGUGAUGGGUUGCUGUCAUCAAAACGCUCAUGAAUGCAUGCCUGUCAGGGACAAGAGCAGAGUGAUGAGUCUGUAUGCUGAACUGAUCAGAGAACUGGAGCGGCAGGUGGCAGAGUUGAGGAGAGCGCUGGCGUCUCGGGAGGAGGCUGCUGUGCGGCAGGAGAAGAGGAUCCAGGAGCUGGAGCUGGAGAACUGUGAGCUGAAAGCUCUCAUCCAGAACUUAGAGGAGCAGAACGACUUCCUGUCCAUCAGGAACGGUGCAGGAGGAGGCGCACCAGCCAGGGUGGUGCUGGGAAUGGGGGACUCUCUCUUUGAUGUCAAUGAAAACAAUAUUCAGUUCCUCAAAAGCCUGGUGGCAGUACUGGAGAACGUCACACCUUCACAGGUCAGUGGUCUGCAGCCACCACCUUCUCUGGAAGAUCAGAGGCACGCGCCAGCCACUGUGCCACAUAUCUCACCAGGUGGCUUGUCACCCUGGAUAAAUGCAGGAGAUGGGCCAGGAAGUCCCAUUGGGCUCAGUGAUGCCACCAGCACAUGGGACAACCAUGUACAAGAGACACUGUCUGAUGAGUCACCUGUAUGGGCAUCGCCAAUGGAGGAGAAUGGGAGGACGAAGCUGGAACUAGUCCCCAACUCGCAAGUCUACGUUUCCCACCACCAGCUGGACGACCUAUCCCAAGUCUCCACCGACAAGCCUGAGCUGAUGACCAGACGCUUGUUGGAUUACUUCUUCUCUCGUGAAACUCUUGCCCGGUCUUCGGCUACUGGACAACGCAUCGCCCACAACAACAUGACCAUGGAGAAGCCCACCCCAUUGCCGGUUGCUGUUGUAAAUGCUAUCAAAGAGUACGUCACCAAAACAUGCGGCAGAGGCUGCAAUUUCAACGCGGUGAUCAACAGUAAAUGUGGGACCUCCCGAAGGGCAGUUAAGAAAAUGAUUGACCCGGACUGUCAAAGUGGACCGAAUGGCGUUACAACCACUAUUUUCCAAGAACCCCUCAAAGGGUAGCACAGUAAUCCAUUUUGAGACCAGGAUGGCACAGAUUUGGGUUCCUUCAUGUGCAGCAAUAGUGGCAGAUGGAGAUCAUGAAGAGACCAGGUUCCUAUGGAUUGAGUCUUAACUUGCCAGUACAGGGGACAGGGAAGAGAGGAUGGAAUUUGUCAUGUCUCUCUUGGAAAUCUCAGCAAGUGGAAUGACCUUAGAACUCUUCAUUUCAGGAAGCCUUGAAUAGUCUGGAUGAGAACUUGACUCCCAAGUAUUUUCUCAGCUAAGUGUUUGUCUAGAACAGUUAAGCAAUCUGAAAACAGAUUUCCCUAUUCUGUUACCUGGGAACCAUAAUUUUAAUUUCUUAUCCACUAGCAUCUCCCAAAAUGGGACCACCUCACUCCUACUUGUUUUUUAAGUUUACUAGCUCACACUCAGUUUUACCUUCAGCUGCAAACUGUUUGGUGCUACUAGCUUUGUAAAUUGCCCACGGUCCUCUCAAUCACCAUUAUUUUAUGAAGGUGGGAAGGUAAGUCAGAUAUCCAUUUAAAGAGUCACCCGCUGGGGGAAUUUGAGCUCUCACCCAUUUCCUCUGCAACCCUCAUCUCCUGCAAACUGGUCUGGACAGCCAACUGUGGAAGCCACUUGUUACUGAAGCAAAAACAUGGCAAGACGCUAGCUUCUAAUAAAUGUUAUAUUUCUUGUAAAUAAGACAAGUUUCAAACUGGAGUGUAA
Messenger RNA from Lacerta agilis (Sand lizard), 2335 nucleotides. RefSeq lists its product as uncharacterized. Lineage: Eukaryota; Metazoa; Chordata; Lepidosauria; Squamata; Lacertidae. The transcript is spliced from 7 exons. The record is from RefSeq and is a predicted model, not a curated record. Gene Ontology annotation, molecular function: DNA binding. Bases 167 to 1624 code for a protein of 485 amino acids.